UUAGGUGUUGUGUUCCCAUACCACCCCCACCUGGGCCGCUACAACCUGAACUUCCACGAUGCUGUGCAGGCCUGUAUUGGCCAGAAUGCUGCGGUCGCCUCCUUUGAUCAGUUGCUUGAGGCCUGGAAGGGUGGCCUGGACUGGUGUAAUGCUGGCUGGCUGAAUGAUGGCACAGUGCAAUACCCCAUCACCAAACCCAGAGCGCCUUGCGGUGGCUCCAACAACGGGCCUGGCGUCAGAAACUAUGGUCACCGUGACAAAAAGAGCCGCUAUGAUGUUUUCUGCUAUACUUCUGCUUUAGAGGGACAAUUCUAUUGGCUGGUCCAACCCGACAGGCUGACCUUUGACGAGGCUGUGCAGGCUUGCAUAGACGAUGGUGCAGAGAUCGCCAAGGUGGGCCACAUGUACGCUGCUUGGAAGCUUGAGGGUUACGAUCGCUGUGAUGCUGGCUGGUUGGCUGAUGGAAGUGUCCGUUACCCCAUCUCCAGGCCCCGCAAGAACUGCAGCCCCACAGAAGCUGCGGUGCGCUUUCUUGGAUUCCCAGACAAAGGUCAAAAGUCUUAUGGUGUCUAUUGUUACAAGGCUGCGAAGUGAGGGGGCAAAAUAAGAGUGGGUCAUAACCACCAAAGAGCAGCCAACAACCACAUCUAAUAAAAUCAACAAUAAGUCAGAAAGAAUUUGGAUCAUAACCAGCGUGAACUCAGUACCUUUCUGAAACUGUGAUAACACUUUUUAACUCCUAAAAACAAAUACAGUCUAUCUUACAUUCAUAUGCAAUGAAUGACAAAAUAUUUUGUAGCCAUUACGUUUUGUUUUUCUCUCACUGUACAUUCAUUCAUUUUACACAGCUUGUUGGGGAAAAGGGAACAUUGUUAAAUGUAUGAGUAAUGAAUCAGAGACAAGAACUUGAUGAUUGUGAAGCAUCAUCUUGUUGGCAAGUUUGGUUUGUCCUCGAAUGAUUAGAUGUGUGAAGGUAAAGAUUUAGAGCAUUGAUGCUCAUGUGCAGAUGAUAUUUGCUGCUUUAAAAUACAUAACAAGUAAAUGUGAUAUUUUAUACAUUUAUUAAGAGUCAAAUCAAUAAAAGUCCUUGAGCUAUUUUUUCACCUCUUAAACUCUAGAAAUGUUUUUCAACCAGAGAAAGUCAAAUAUACUGUUUAACAAGAAAACAAUAAAAUGAAUGUAAAUGUCUUGAUGGACUGUGACAACUAUUCUGCAUUGAUAGCUCCAAUUAGAACAACUUCCAAUUACAAUUUGAAAGACAUUUGACUAUUGUAACCUCAUACAGUAUUUUUUUAGGUUAACAAAAUGGGUUUUUUCAAACUUUUAAAUGCUGUUUGUCACUAUUUUUUACGUGUCAAUAAUGUUCUUUUUAAAGAAAAAAAGUAUAGUUUCUGUCACUUGUAGAUAUUUUUUUGUGUGCAGUUUUCAGACAACUUGGAUCAGGCACAUACAAAACAGCAAGAUUUCAGCCGAAUAGUAAAUGUAAAGAACUACAGAUCUUCCCCGUUGGCCAAAUCAACCCUGGCUGUCUAACAGUUUUAGCAUUUCACCAAAAUAGACAAGAAAUUGAACAUUACAGUAGUUAGAAGUACAACUAACAAAUGUAUGGGCUGCUGACUUCUGAGUUUCGCUAAUUCAUACUGAGGUCAUGAGUGGUGUAUGGGACAUUUCCAUUAAUACUCUUACCUGGGGUAAUACUGAU
Messenger RNA from Micropterus dolomieu (smallmouth bass), 1702 nucleotides. RefSeq names its product hyaluronan and proteoglycan link protein 1-like. Gene Ontology annotation, biological process: cell adhesion. The annotation marks the transcript as partial. Gene Ontology annotation, molecular function: hyaluronic acid binding. Lineage: Eukaryota; Metazoa; Chordata; Actinopteri; Centrarchiformes; Centrarchidae. The transcript is spliced from 2 exons. The record is from RefSeq and is a predicted model, not a curated record.